Molecule: messenger RNA, 600 nt
Organism: Saccharomyces cerevisiae S288C
Lineage: Eukaryota; Fungi; Ascomycota; Saccharomycetes; Saccharomycetales; Saccharomycetaceae
Gene: YNL208W
Exons: 1
Coding region: 1-600 (199 amino acids)
Cellular component (GO): mitochondrion; outer membrane
Source: RefSeq, marked reviewed
AUGUCUGCAAACGAAUUCUACUCAAGUGGCCAACAAGGUCAAUAUAACCAGCAAAACAACCAAGAAAGAACUGGUGCUCCAAACAACGGUCAAUAUGGUGCCGACAAUGGUAACCCCAACGGUGAACGUGGUUUAUUUUCCACUAUUGUAGGUGGCAGUGCCGGUGCGUACGCUGGAUCUAAGGUGUCGAACAACCAUUCUAAGUUGAGUGGUGUGCUGGGCGCCAUAGGUGGUGCAUUCCUUGCCAACAAGAUAUCUGAUGAGCGUAAAGAGCAUAAGCAACAAGAGCAAUACGGCAACUCAAACUUCGGAGGUGCUCCUCAAGGUGGACACAACAACCAUCACCGUCAGGACAAUAACAACAAUAACGGUGGAUUUGGCGGUCCAGGCGGCCCUGGCGGUCAAGGUUUCGGAAGACAAGGCCCACAAGGAUUUGGAGGUCCUGGUCCACAAGAGUUUGGUGGUCCAGGUGGCCAAGGAUUCGGUGGUCCAAAUCCUCAAGAAUUCGGCGGGCCAGGUGGCCAAGGAUUCGGUGGUCCAAACCCUCAGGAAUUCGGGGGCCAAGGUCGUCAAGGAUUCAAUGGCGGUUCACGUUGGUGA